AUGACUCUCGGCUUAGAAAGUGCCUUUAAAAUAGUCUUCGGCAUGUCGCGGGUUCUUGGUGUUGCACCCAUCAGGUUUUCGGAUAUGCCCCGUGUUUCCAAAAUAUUGGUUAUAUAUGGCGGCAUAUUGCUUUUACUUACAAGCUACGUAUAUGGACGUGAGUGUGCAUCUUUAGUAGCAGAGUGGAGUAAAGAAACAGGAGAAGUAAACUUCACAGUGAAGGGCAGCUCAAUGCGCCUGUUCCAAGCGUCCGACGAUUAUAUCAUUUAUGUUUAUGCGAUCGUGAAAAGUGUACCACGAACGAAGUUUUUAUUGAAAAUUGUAAAUGAUCUUAAAAAGGUAACAAUUCUGGCUACCAUAUUCACAGAUACAAAUUUCCCAUUAGCAAGGACAGUCAAACAUAUAGUAGACGACUACAACCCCGACAUAGGCACAAUCUGGAAUGCUCAGAUACUAAUCGUCCUGUUGAUUAUCCGUACUACAAGCGAUGUAAUAUUACUGCAGUUUGUUGUCGUGGCCCUCUUGGUUCAUACUAUGCUGCAGGAGUUCAAUAGGAAAUUGAAAAAUUUAUUCAGUACAAAAAGUACAUCGGAUAACAGAUUGUCGAUCUUAUAUGAAAAAUGUUCGACGAAAAGGAUUAGAGUACCUGUCAAGGACAUUAGUUCAACCAUUGACUCUUUAGGUACUACACUUACUAAAACUCUUGGUAUUGAAUUAGGGGACACCAAUGAUGUGGAUGCUAUCAAAAGAAUGACACAUAUUUACAUUUCUUAUUGCAAUUUCGUACGAGAACUAAAUACUUGUGAAAGUGUUCUUAUCAUGGCACACGUGUACAAAUCAGCAAUGCACCUUAUUGGUAACCUUAUCUUACUGACCUUCUCUAUUUUAUCUUACUUUGAGUACAGCUCUUCUCAGCUUUGGAUCAACCGCGCUCUUUACUUUAGCUCCAUGAGUAUAUUUUACAGUAUGUUGUUGUUCCUACUUGUAGAACCGUCAUAUCAAGCGAACAUUGAGAUUAAACAAACCUAUCUCCUCGUUGGCAAAGAAUUAAACAAAGCAUUGGAACGUAACGAUGUGAUAGAGAUGUCGGAACUGCGGGCAUUGUUAAAACAGCUUCGUCUCAAUCGACCAUUUUACAGUGGAUUUGGAUUGUGCAUGUUGGAAAGACCUCUUUUAACGACUGUCGUCAGUGCAGUUGCGACGUCCUUAGUGUUGAUGUUCCAGUAA
Molecule: messenger RNA, 1227 nt
Organism: Leptosia nina
Lineage: Eukaryota; Metazoa; Arthropoda; Insecta; Lepidoptera; Pieridae
Source: the annotation of a GenBank genome assembly